UUGGUACACAAAAAAAUAUUUUAUUUAACAAUAGCACAGAAACUAUUGGCAGUUUCAAGAUUCCUCUAAAGGUUUUGAGGUUGGUUGUGGGCCUUUUCUAGAUUCCAAAGUUAAAUUUUCAGUAUUAUUUUUGGUUUCAUGACCACUUAACAUUUCAAUAGCAUUUAAAGUUCCUUCAAAAUCGCUUUUUAGUUCUAAAUAACUUCUAACUUCCUUAAACCACUCGCUGAGACUGGCUGUAGAGCACUCCAGAUUUUGUGAGAUUCUUGUUUUUAACUCUGGGUGCCUUUUUAAAAAUAAGUCGUACCACUUUCUACCAGGUCUACCAUUUUUGAAGUUAUUAGGCCUUUUUAGUGCUUUAACAAGUAACUCUACGCUAUCCAGUAAUUGAGUUUUUGAGGGAGAAAAGCCACAAUCUGAAAUUCCUAGUAGCCAGUUAACCAGUAAGGUUUCUUCUUCUUUGGAAAGUAUAGUUUCAGGUCCAGGUUUCUUCUCCAAUGGUGUUCUUCCUUUUAUUUUGUCUUGUAAAGUGGCUCUUGGAACUUUAAAUAGUUUGCUAGCAGUACUCGCUGGCAUUCCUCCUAGAAUUGCUUGGAUAGCUUUAAAUAGAGCUUCCUUGCUAUACUGACUACGCUUCUUGGGUUCCACUUUAGUCUCUUUUUUGGGCCUCAUUUUAAGUUUAUUAUUUUGAUUAUCUAGGUUAAAGUUUAUAACAAAUUAAUUGCACGACAGAAGAGACGUCAUAAUUGAACAUUCUAAGCAGUGUUGCCAAUUAAGGACAGAGAUAAAGAAGGAUAAUGAUGAAAAAUAUGGAGUUGGUAACAAUUCCCGCGCUUUUUAUUAUGUUGGCACCUCUCAACUGUCAAAAAUCGGCGUAGUUCGUUUACUUUACAAAGUAAUGUGAUUUUUUAGUAUUUCUCUUAUUGUUACUGUUAAUUAUUGAUACCAAUAGUUGUUAAUAAGACUUUAAACAUGGAUUUCCUAGAAUAUUCGGAUAUAACAGCCGAAAUCAAAGGGUGUAUGACCCCAGGAAAAUUAAAAAUGACCGAUCAGAAUAUCGUGUUUAAAAACAGCAAAACAGGGAAAGUGGAGCAAAUACAAUCUUCUGAUAUCGAUUUGGUUAAUUUCCAGAAUUUUGCUGGAUCAUUGGGAAUUCGCAUGUUCUUAAAAAGCGGCUUGCUACAUAGAUUUGUAGGGUUUAAAGACUCCGAAAAGGAGAAAAUAUCGAAGUUUUUUUCGAACUCGUAUAAAAUCGAUAUGUUGGAGAGAGAGUUGAGUUUGAAAGGGUGGAAUUGGGGAACAGCCAAGUUUAAAGGUUCGGUGUUGAGUUUUGAUGUUGGAGAAAAAAGUGCUUUUGAAAUUCCGCUGAAUCAUGUUUCACAGUGCACAGGUGGGAAAAAUGAAAUUACCAUGGAGUUUCACCAAAAUGAUGACGCUCCCAUAAGUUUAAUGGAAAUGAGAUUUUUCAUACCUUCCAAUGAGUUAGCCGGCGAUACAGACCCUGUGGAAUCGUUUCAACAAAACGUUAUGGAUAAGGCUAGUGUUAUUAACGUUUCUGGAGAUGCCAUUGCUAUAUUCAGAGAGAUUCACUGCCUUACACCUCGUGGUCGUUAUGAUAUUAAAAUAUUUUCGUCGUUCUUCCAACUUCACGGUAAAACUUUCGAUUACAAAAUCCCCAUGUCCACUGUUUUGAGGUUGUUCAUUUUGCCGCAUAAAGACAACAGGCAAAUGUUUUUCGUCGUGAGUUUGGAUCCUCCAAUAAAACAGGGUCAAACAAGGUACCACUUUUUGGUUUUGUUGUUUUCACAAGACGAUGAAACCACCAUUGAGCUACCUUUUACUGAUGAAGAGUUGAAGGAAAAAUAUGAUGGGAAACUUGAGAAGGAAUUGUCAGGUCCAACCUAUGAAGUACUGGGAAAAAUAAUGAAGCAUAUAAUCAAUAGGAAACUAACAGGGCCUGGAGCUUUUGUUGGUCAUUCAGGUACAGCAGCUGUGGGUUGCUCAUACAAAGCAGCUGCUGGAUUGAUGUACCCGCUUGAAAGGGGUUUCAUCUACAUCCACAAACCUCCCAUCCACAUAAGAUUCGAAGAGAUCGCCUCUGUUAACUUUGCCAGAGGUGGAGGUAGCACUAGGUCGUUUGAUUUCGAGGUCGAGCUCAAGUCGGGGACGGUGCACACGUUCAGCAGCAUCGAGAAGGAGGAGUACGGAAAACUGUUCGAUUUUAUCAACUCCAAGAAGCUUAACAUCAAGAAUCGUGGAAAGAAUGACAAGGCCAACUACAAGGACGACUUUGGCAAUUCGGACGACGAAGCCGCUCCGGACGCGUACCUCGAAAGGGUCAAGGCGGAAGCCCAAGAAAGAGACGACGACGACGACGAAGACGAAAGUACCGAUGAAGACUUCAACCCCGAUCAGGCUGAAAGCGACGUUGCCGAAGAGUUCGACACCGACCACAGCAGCAGUUCCGAGGACGAAGAAGGAGGCGAAGGAGGCGAUUCCAGCCACAAAGACAAGAAGAAGCACAAGAAGGAAAAGGAGAAAAAGACGAAAACCGUGUCGGAAAAACCCCGCAGGCAGCGCAAGACCAAAAAGGGCGGCGCCAAGGACGACGGCAAGCCGAAAAGGCCGGCGACGGCCUUCAUGUUGUGGCUGAACGAGACGCGCGAGAAAAUCAAGUCGGAGAACCCGGGCAUCAGCGUCACCGAGAUCGCCAAGAAGGGCGGCGAAUUGUGGAGGGAAAUGAAGGACAAAUCCGAGUGGGAAGGAAAGGCGCAGAAGGCCAAGGAAGACUACAAUGUGGCCAUGGAAGAAUACAAGGCUUCAGGUGGUGGACAAAACAAGGAUGACGAUAAGAGCGAGAAGAAGUCUUCGUCUUCGAAGAAACCUGCUGCUUCAAGUACCAAAAAGAAGUCUGCGCCUGCGUCGCCGGUUAAAUCUGGUUCGUUCAAGAGCAAGGAGUACAUUGAAAGCGAUGACAGCAGUUCCGAUAGCGAUUCCGGCAAGAAUAAGAAAGACAAGAAGCCGGAAAAGAAGAAGGCUGAGAAAAAGAAGAAAGAUUCCGAUUCUGAAGAUGAGAAAAACACUUCCAAAGACUCUGCAGCUAGCGACAAAAAGAGCAACGGUAAACGGAAGAAGGAUAGCGAUGACGAAAAAAGCAAGAAGAAACCCAAAUCCAAAAAAGAAUCUGCAAGUGAAGAUGAAGAGGAAAGCGAUGAUGGGAAAAGCAAGAAGAAACCCAAACCCAAAUCAAAAAAAGAAUCUGCAAGUGAAGAUGAAGAGGAAAGCGAUGAUGGGAAAAGCAAGAAGAAACCCAAACCCAAAUCCAAAAAAGAAUCUGCAAGUGAAGAUGAAGAGGAAAGCGAUGAUGGGAAAAGCAAGAAGAAAACCAAACCCAAACCCAAAUCAAAAAAAGAAUCUGCAAGUGAAGAUGAAGAGGAAAGCGAUGAUGGGAAAAGCAAGAAGAAACCCAAACCCAAAUCCAAAAAAGAAUCUGGAAGUGAAGAUGAAGGGGAAAGCACUCCAGCCACCAGCGAAGAUAGCGAUUAAACUCAACCUUAGGUUAUUUUUGUAUUUUUAAUUUAUCCCAGUUUACCGUUUUAUGUUAGAUUAUGUAUGUGAUAGGAUGAAUCUAAUAUACGUAUUUUUUAUAUAA
Brassicogethes aeneus is the source of this 3652-nucleotide messenger RNA. The record is from the annotation of a GenBank genome assembly. NCBI's taxonomy places the organism in Eukaryota, Metazoa, Arthropoda, Insecta, Coleoptera, Nitidulidae.